This is a messenger RNA of Pteropus alecto (black flying fox), 1440 nucleotides long. RefSeq names its product solute carrier family 16 member 7 (gene SLC16A7). Gene Ontology annotation, cellular component: membrane. NCBI's taxonomy places the organism in Eukaryota, Metazoa, Chordata, Mammalia, Chiroptera, Pteropodidae. Gene Ontology annotation, biological process: transmembrane transport; monocarboxylic acid transport. The transcript is spliced from 4 exons. The record is from RefSeq and is a predicted model, not a curated record. The coding region runs from base 1 to 1440 and encodes 479 amino acids. Gene Ontology annotation, molecular function: monocarboxylic acid transmembrane transporter activity.
AUGCCAGUAGUCAUAGAUACCCCACAGUCUGCACCUCCUGAUGGAGGAUGGGGCUGGGUAGUGGACUUAGCAUCUUUUAUCUCCAUUGGAUUUUCAUACGCAUUCCCCAAAGCCAUCACGGUGUUCUUCAAAGAAAUUCAGCAAAUAUUCAACACUUCCUACAGUGAAAUUGCAUGGAUUUCAUCGAUUAUGUUGGCUGUUAUGUACGCAGGAGGUCCCAUAAGCAGUAUUUUGGUGAAUAAAUAUGGUAGCCGUCCCGUGGUGAUGGUAGGAGGUGUGUUAUGCUGCUUGGGAAUGGUCUCUGCCUCUUUCAGUACCAGCGUAUUAGAGCUUUACCUCACCAUCGGAUUCAUUGGAGGUUUAGGUCUUGCCUUCAACCUGCAACCUGCCUUAACAAUCAUUGGCAAAUACUUCUGUAAAAAACGACCCAUGGCGAAUGGACUCGCCAUGGCAGGAAGUCCUGUUUUUUUAAGUACUUUAGCUCCUUUCAAUCAGUUUCUUUAUAAUACUUAUGGCUGGAAAGGAAGCUUCUUGAUUUUGGGAGCUAUACUCUUGAAUGCCUGUGUGGCUGGGGCCCUCAUGAGACCCCUUGGACCUAAACAAACUAAGUCCAAAAAUAAGAUCAGUGCAAGAGUUCUUCAACCAGGUGUGAAGAAAAGCCGUAAGAAGAAAUCGACAUGGAAAAUAAUUAAUAAGUAUUUAGAUUUCUCCCUUUUCAAGCAUAGGGGAUUUUUGAUAUAUUUAUCUGGAAAUGUCAUUAUGUUUCUAGGGUUUUUUGCCCCCAUUAUUUUUCUGGCUCCAUAUGCUAAAGACAAAGGGAUUGAUGAGUAUUCUGCAGCUCUCCUGCUGUCUAUUAUGGCUUUUGUUGAUAUGUUUGCUAGACCUGCUGGAGGUUUUAUUGCAAACUCCUCACUUGUUCGACCCCGCAUCCAGUACUUUUUCAGUUUUGCAAUUAUGUUCACUGGAGUGUGUCAUCUCUUGUGCCCAUUGGCAGAGGAUUACACAAGCCUGGUGCUUUAUGCUGUAUUUUUUGGCCUUGGAUUUGGCAGUGUUAGCAGUGUUCUCUUUGAAACUCUCAUGGACCUUGUUGGUGCUCAAAGAUUUUCCAGUGCUGUGGGUCUCGUCACAGUAGUAGAGUGUUGCCCAGUUCUUCUUGGCCCUCCUCUUGCUGGUAAAUUGGUGGAUGAAACUGGAGAAUAUAAAUACAUGUAUAUGGGCUGUGGAGCUAUUGUGUUCCUAUCAAGUUUGUGGUUGCUCAUUGGCAAUGCUAUAAACUAUAGAUUGCUUGCAAAGGAAAAGAAGUUGGAAGAAGCAAGGAAGAGAAUGCAUAAGCUUGAGGCCAGAGAAUCUGAAUCUUUGAGCAGAUCUAAACACUCUGUUGUUAGUGUCAAAAAUAAGAGAUCAAGGAGUAAGAGCUCAGAAAGAGAAACUAAUAUAUAA